Messenger RNA from Osmerus eperlanus (European smelt), 2185 nucleotides. Its product is annotated as pyridoxal kinase-like. The transcript has 11 exons. Gene Ontology annotation, molecular function: pyridoxal kinase activity. The record is from RefSeq and is a predicted model, not a curated record. NCBI's taxonomy places the organism in Eukaryota, Metazoa, Chordata, Actinopteri, Osmeriformes, Osmeridae. Gene Ontology annotation, biological process: pyridoxal 5'-phosphate salvage. Gene Ontology annotation, cellular component: cytosol. Bases 160 to 1080 code for a protein of 306 amino acids.
GAGACUUCUAGAAAUAGCGGUGCCCUUCAGUGCUUCUGGAGUUUUUCUCACGUCCCAAGUUUCCGCAUGUGAGAGCUUGUGCACUCAGUCCGCGAGCGUACUCAUUCAUACUGGAUACAUUGAACCGUCUGUCAUAGCAACGCAGGAUAAUCAUAGAAAAUGGAGUGUCGUGUGUUAUCUAUCCAGAGUCACGUUGUCAGGGGUUACGUCGGGAAUAAAUCUGCUACGUUUCCAUUGCAGGUGUUGGGGUUUGAGGUGGACUCCAUCAACUCUGUGCAGUUCUCCAAUCACACAGGUUAUGCCCACUGGAAGGGCCAGGUGUUGGCAGCAGAAGAACUGAAUGUUCUGUAUGAAGGAAUCAAACUCAACAACGUCAACCACUAUGACUAUGUCCUCACAGGGUAUACCAGGGACACCUCCUUCCUGGAGAUGGUGGUGGACAUCAUUCAGGAGCUGAAAAAAACCAACCCUAGCCUGGUGUAUGUGUGCGAUCCAGUGAUGGGAGAUCAGGGUACAAUGUAUGUCCCAGAGGUCCUGCUGCCCAUCUACAGGGAGAAGGUCGUCUCUGUGGCUGACAUCCUCACCCCCAACCAGUUUGAGGCAGAGCUGUUGACUGGCAGAAAGAUCCACACACAGAAAGAUGCGGUCGAGGUGAUGGACCUGCUCCACCAGAUGGGCCCUGACACGGUGGUCCUGACCAGUACAGACCUGACCUCCCACCAUGGGGACCAUUUUCUGGUGGCCCUCGGGAGCCAGAAGACGGUGCACCCAGACGGGACUUCAUCCACCCAGAAAAUCCGUGUGGAGAUCCCCAAGGUGGAUGCUGUGUUUGUGGGGACUGGAGACCUGUUUGCUGCCAUGCUGCUGGCCUGGACACACCACCACCCUAAUGACCUGAAGACUGCCUGUGAGAAGACCGUCUCAGUCAUGCAUCAUGUCAUUCAGAGGACCUUUACCUACGCCAAAGAGAUGGCUGGUCCUGGGAGAAGGCCCAGUCCGGCCCAGCUGGAGCUGAGAAUGGUCCAGAGCAAGGCUGACAUUGAGAAGCCCGACAUUGUUGUUGAGGCCACCAUCUUAUAACACCGCAGCCCAUAGACAACCCUGCACUAAUAUGUAGGAUUUACUAUUAUGGACUAUCAUGUGUAAUUGCCUUAUAUGAUUUCUUAGAGAGCACAAUGUAAUCAUGACUGAUGUUGGGGGGGGGGUUGUUUCCCUACUCACAAUCUUGUCACUGCCAUAUCAGUGCCUGGAGUUGGAACCCGAGUCAUAAUCACAUGCCUUUUAAAAAUUAGAAGCCCAAUUAGCCAACUUAGUCGGGCCGAAGAACAGAGAAUAGACUGAAAACAAAGACUGCCUCAAAGAGUCAGUGGAAUAUCAGGAGUGUGUGAAAAGUAUGUGUGAAAAUCUGUGAAACCACAAGGGUGAAGAUAUUGGGCUUCAGUUUGGAAUAGCAAGUCUUUAUUGCUUUAAGGUGGGGCUCUCCAAGGGCUCACUCAACCCCUAAUUUAGCACACCAGAUUCUAAUAAUUAGCUAGUUGAAUCAGGUUGGCUACUAGGGGUUGGAACAAGAUCUUUCCAGGAACAGGGUUGGAGAGCCCUACUUUAAGGUGGCCAGUUUAAAUAUGAGAUGCAUUGGCAGUGAACAGUGUAUCAAAUUGUGUUGUCAUCAUGAAACAUCUUAUGGGGUACUAAUCUGAGCACAUUUCUCAAAUUAAAUAUAUUUUAAUUGAUUUUAUUUUCGACAAUAUACUUACACAUAGUAUAGUCUGUAGACAUUUUCACGAUUGUUUUAAUUUUCAUUUUGUGAACAGUUCUUAAUUGUGUUUUAUCCCUGUACUUUAAAUGUUACAUUUCUUAAAAUAUUCUAACAUUUACUGUAAUUAAUGUCUUACAUUUCAACUGAGAUCUAUAUUUGCACGUUAUCUUGAAUACACUUUUUUAAUUAAUUCUAAUCAUUGAUUACUUUUCAUGAGAUGGUUUUGUGUCCAUGAUCAUGUCUGUGGGACAGGCUUAUGUAGGUACGACAGAAUCACAUAAUAUGACCUUAGUGGGGUUGGCCAGUGGAACAUUAGAUGUCAAAUGCCUUUGUGUAGAUCAUUACUCAUGUUAGAACGUUAAGUGCCAAACCUUAACCUGCUGCUCUGAACUGGAAUGAUAAUAAAUAAAGAUUGAUCAUAAAAUAUUA